AAUUGAAAUGUUUAUGGCCGGACGUGAAGCGCGCCAGUUAUUACAGAUUUCUGAUGAAGCCUUGUCGCUGGCAAUUUAUCUAAACCUCUGCCCAUUAGCGGGUUAUUCGCUGGCUUCGAUCUAGCCACUGUAUCUAUGGAGAGAGUCCAACCACCCAAGACUCUCCGUUUUUAUCUAAUUAGGUAGUCAAAACAAAAAAUAGAGAAUAGAGAACGCCGUAUAAACUGUGUCACUAAACAAAAAUCCGAGAGGCAGGGGAGGGGCGCGGUGGAGCUCAACUUUGCCCAGAGAAUUGUGUCAAAUAGAUAAAAAGAAAAACGAUGCCAGCGGCAACGACUGCGACAACGACGAUGGUGGCAAUGUUGAUGAUGAUGGUCGUGGAGAUGGUGAAUGGUCAUAUCGCUAUAACGAUGGAUGAGGAAGGCGUCGGGGCAGCCACUCCUUUCAGCACAAUAAUUAUAACCUCGAUUCCCCAGCUUAAUGGUAGAGAACUGGCCCCGAAAAUUGUGGAGCAUUUGAAUAAUUUUACAAGAAUGCAAUCAACGUGAAAACAGAACGCAAAAGAAGAGAUUGUCAAAUGAAAGAAAAAAGACAGAAAAAGUAGGCGGUGGCUUUUGUUGAUUUAAAUGGCACCCGAAAUUCCGAGAGGGAACUUUGGCUAUAUGGACAACUAUUCAAAUUGAGGUCAUUCAUCUCGCUUCGUUGAGCGCGCUUAAGUGAAUUAUGUAUACGUAGUGUGUAUAUGUAUAUCUAUGUAUGUGUGUGUGGUCCGUGUGGAUAGGGAAUCGGAAUCGGAAUCGGAGGUCUGGAGCAUUUGAAGGCGGGUCAGCAGCUCGGAUGAGCAUGUGAAUGGGAAAAAGAAAAAGAAGAAAUUAUUCCCCCGAAGGUGGUUCCAUUUACACAUUGUGGAAAGCCUUUCUCCAAGUCCCCGCUAAUUGCCCGCAAUUUGCCAUUGGAAUCUGUCAAUCGCCCGCUGUUCGAAAAAUCCACGCAAUCUGAUUGACUCGAGAUCGACGCCCUCCGCUUAGGAUUUCCAUAAAUAUUUGCCAGCACUGGAAUUUUGAUAUUUCUUGACGUUCUCCAUCCGACUCGUUUCGUUUCGUUUCGAUUCGGUUUGGUUUACUUUGGUUUAGUUUUAUUUCGUAUCGAAUCGUAUCGUAUAGUAUCGGUAUCGUUCGCCUGGCUUUAUUUGAUUUUCUUAUGGGAGUAGGUCAGUUCAAAAUUUGCAUAUAUGGCUGCCUUUGAUUUCUCGCUCGAUUUUUUUAUUCAUAUUCUGACUGUUUGCCCUGCCCCAAAAACGUAAAUGUGCGAACACGUGCUAUACGUACGAUGGUUUUCUUAUCCAUCUACUUGUUUGGAUUUAGUUGUAGCGAUUAUUGGUUAUAAAAUAAGCGUAGAUUUUGCUUUAUCUGAAGUGGGUUGGAUGUGGGUGUGUGAUGUGGACAUACCGAGGAGUUGGGUCAAUUGCAAGGUAAAUAGAGUGCAACAAUGAAACAGUUUGUCUAGCCAUUAUGUAACUAAAAUAUGUCUAUAAAUUCGAUUUGUUAAACGGUAAAGCUUUAGUUGAGAUUCUGAAAUAUUGCUGAAAGCAUGAAGUUGGCUCUGGUACUCUUGGCAGGACUCUGCAUCCUCAGUGAUUAUUUCACUUCCGGACAGUUUUACACCUACAAUGCAGAUGAAAUAUGCAUAUGCUCGGGUCAUUUGGUGAACGAUUUGGUUCCUGACUGCGAAGAUUGCGCCGGUUACUACAUUUGUGGCGAUGGCUCCUACGAGAAGGUGAAGUGCCCUCAGGGUCUUAUCUUCGACAUUUCCUUGAAGACCUGCGUGUUGGGUCAGUGUCCAAGAUUCGAUGGCACUUGUUCAGCAAACUCUACCGUCCCUCCGCCCGUCACCACGACCACAACCACAACGACUUCAGGACCUUGUGACAAUAAUGUGACGUGUCAAUUGGAAGAAAACAGUAUCCCCCAUCCGGAUCAUUGUCGAAAUUUUUACACCUGCUAUGGAAAAUGCGCCGUUUUGGGACUCUGCGAGCUGGGAAAAUGGUUCGAUCGGGAGAGAAAUGUGUGCGAUUAUUCCUAUAGUGUCACAAACUGUCCCGCCAACCAGGACUAAGACACGCCACUUUUAGGUAUUAAAGAAUAUUCUUUUCUUGAAUUUAUUCUUCCUCAUAUUGUUACCUACGUAUAUCUAUUGUUCGCCUAUGAAAAUCCAUCAAUAUUAUAUCAGCAAAAGUAAAUACUUGUGCUUUAUUACCAAGUUGUGAUUGGUGACGGACUACAAGGGGACUUAAAGCUGCAAGAAAAGUAAAUUAACUGUGGACCAACUGCCAUCGGGGCAAGAUUAAAUCAAAUAAAUAUGUGUCAUGGCAAAUCGAAGUGAGGCAAAGUUAAUUUGAACGGACAUUAAACUGCAAUUGUACUCAUGAAUAGUCAGCGAAUAGGCAAAAAUCCAACAACAUGGCGAUAAUUUACGCAAAUUGCUUGACACAAUUUUGCAGUUCAUUGUUAUUGUUGCUUCUACUAUUAUUGCUGUUAUUGUUGUUGUGUG
Drosophila sechellia is the source of this 2550-nucleotide messenger RNA. RefSeq lists its product as uncharacterized. Gene Ontology annotation, cellular component: extracellular region. The transcript has 2 exons. Bases 1591 to 2115 code for a protein of 174 amino acids. Lineage: Eukaryota; Metazoa; Arthropoda; Insecta; Diptera; Drosophilidae. The record is from RefSeq and is a predicted model, not a curated record. Gene Ontology annotation, molecular function: chitin binding.